AUGCCGGUGGCGGAAGUGCUAGUUGAUUCCACUGUAGGCCAUGAGUAUCUUAGCAUGCUCGAUGGAUAUUCUGGAUAUAAUCAGAUAUUUAUUACGGAAGAGGAUGUCCCAAAAAUGGCAUUUCGAUGUCCUGGAGCCUUAGGUGCCUAUGAAUGGGUGGUAAUGCCUUUUGGUUUGAAAAAUGCUAGGGAAACAUACCAUAGAGAAAUGAAUUUGAUCUUCCAUGUUUUCAUUGAGACUUUAAUGCAAAUUUACAUAGAUGAUAUUGUCAUUAAAUUUGGAAUCCCAGAGACUGUCACAACAGAUCAAGGGUCAGUAUUUAUUGGUCGAAAGAUGCAAGAAUUUGCUAAAGAAAUGGGAUUCAAAUUGUUAACUUCUAUGCCAUAUUAUGCUCAAGCAAAUGGACAGGUCGAAGCCGCUAAUAAGGUGAUUAAUGGUUUGAUUAAGAAGCAUGUGGGGGAGAAGCCUAGAAAUUGGCACAAAACUUUAGAUCAGAUUUCGUGGGCAUGUCGUACUUCUCCCAAGGAAGCCACUAAUUCGACCCCUUUGCGACUAACCUUUGGUCAUGAUGCAUUUUUACUAGUAGAAAUUUACCUACAAUCCACAAGAAUUCAAAGGCAUCAUGAAAUUCCAUCAGAGUCAUAUUGGAACAUGAUGUUGGAUGAACUAGUUGAUCUAGAUGAAGAGACACUAAAUGCCUUAGAGUUAUUAAAAUGCCAGAAGAAGAGAGUAGAGAACUCUUAUAACAAGAAGGUAAAAAUUAAAACAUUUUCGCCUGAAGACUUGGUCUGGAAAGUUGUCCUUCCAAUGGAUCGAAAGGAUAGGACCUUAGGGAAGUGGUCUCCCAAGUGGGAAGGUCCUUUUCAAAUUUUGAAAGUAUUCUCUAAUGGUGCCUUUGAGAUUGAGGAACUUAGUGAAGACAAAAGAAUCUUGAGAGUAAAUGGAAAAUAUUUGAAAAGAUAUAGACCAACACUCCAAGAAAUAAAAAUAAGAAAUGGGUAA
Messenger RNA from Lathyrus oleraceus (garden pea), 1002 nucleotides. RefSeq lists its product as uncharacterized. Gene Ontology annotation, molecular function: nucleic acid binding. The transcript is spliced from 2 exons. The record is from RefSeq and is a predicted model, not a curated record. Gene Ontology annotation, biological process: DNA integration. The coding region runs from base 1 to 1002 and encodes 333 amino acids. NCBI's taxonomy places the organism in Eukaryota, Viridiplantae, Streptophyta, Magnoliopsida, Fabales, Fabaceae.